Molecule: messenger RNA, 1134 nt
Organism: Rotaria sp. Silwood2
Lineage: Eukaryota; Metazoa; Rotifera; Eurotatoria; Philodinida; Philodinidae
Source: the annotation of a GenBank genome assembly
AUGAAAUAUACUAUGUUUCAGCCACCACCAUUAUUACGCAUUGGAACAAAUCGUUCAGUAACAAUGUCACAACGACAAGCAGCUUCAUUAUUAGCUUGUGCAUUUUUCUGUUUAUUUCCAUGUCGUUCUAAUGAUGAACAGAAUGAUGACUCUGCAAAUUUUCAAAAUCCAAAUUUUAAUUCAUUAUAUGAAAAUGGACCUCCACAAAAAAUAGAAAAACUCAAAUGUAUUUUACAUUAUUUUCGACGUAUUACAGAUGAAAUGCCCAAUGGUCUAAUUAGUUUUGGACGCUUUUCAUUACCUGAUAAUUUCAUCCCCAAUUGGUCAACUUCAAUGAAAGGUCUCUGUGAUAUACAUUUGACAACGGGUAAAAAAAUCGAAGAUGUUGAAUGUGCUUUACAAGUUGAUUUUGCUAAUAAAUAUAUUGGAGGUGGUGUUUUAGGAGCCGGUUGUGUACAAGAAGAAAUUCGUUUUACUAUUUGUCCUGAAAUGCUUGUUAGUUUACUUAUAUGUGAAAAGAUGGAAUCGAAUGAAUGUAUUUUUCUUAUUGGAUGUGAACGAUAUUCAUCAUACAAAGGUUAUGCCAAUUCAUUUCAAUUUGAUGGAAAUUAUCAAGAUAAAACACCUAAAGAUAAUUGGGGUCGAAAAUGGUGCCAUUUAGUAGCAAUGGAUGCUGUGUUUUUUCGAGAUCCAACUGUACAAUAUGAUAUGAGAUAUGUCAAGCGUGAGUUAAUCAAAGCUUAUACAAGUUUCUAUCCUCAAGCAACGAAGAUCGAAAGAGAAAGUAUGUUCGGUAUUGUCACUGGAAGUUGGGGUUGUGGUGCAUUCAAUGGUGAUAGACAAUUGAAAGGUAAAAUUGAACAAAAUAUCGAGCAAAGUAUUAUUCAAAUAUAUGUCUUUUUAGCAAUUAUUCAAUUAAUGGCCGCUUCGGAAGCUGGACGUUCAUUAAUCUAUGCAGCUUAUCUAGAUAAAAAAUUAGUUAAAUCAUUCUAUGAAGUUUAUGAAUAUUUAUUCAAUCAACGUGCAAGAGUAUGGCAUUUAUAUCGAUAUCUUGAACGAUAUUCUACUGAAAAUAGUCGAAAAUCACUAUUCGAAUAUAUUCUUAAAACACCGAUUUCGUCUCUUUACCCGUAA